Molecule: messenger RNA, 915 nt
Organism: Lucilia cuprina (Australian sheep blowfly)
Lineage: Eukaryota; Metazoa; Arthropoda; Insecta; Diptera; Calliphoridae
Product: lectin subunit alpha-like
Exons: 2
Coding region: 32-853 (273 amino acids)
Biological process (GO): biological process involved in interspecies interaction between organisms
Cellular component (GO): external side of plasma membrane
Molecular function (GO): carbohydrate binding
Source: RefSeq, a predicted model, not a curated record
AAUAGAGUUUCAUAAAAGAAACAAAUCGAAAAUGAGUUUCGUAUUCCUUUGUGAAAUAAUUGUGUUUUUAUUUAUUUUUAAAAUUAAUAAAAUCAGUUCCAUUGGCCAAUUCUAUAACACAAUUGAAAAUAAACAAUAUUAUGUGAACCCCGAUAAUGCGGAUACUUUUGAUAAUAGUAUAAUUGAAUGUUUUAAAAUGAACAUGACAUUAGUCACAAUUGAUACAAUCGCAGAGGAGAAGUCAUUAAGUGAAUUGUUAUUAAAUAAAACUAUAUUUUCACCAAUACCUCAAUUAUGGAUUGGUGGUCUAAGGAUUCCGCAAACACGUACCUUUAUAUGGAUUACAACAGGUAGACCAUUCGACAACUGGUAUAGUGGAGUUCCAGAUUAUAACCAUAACUGUGUUUUUAUUGGCUGGAAUGAUCAAUAUAAAUGGACUGAUGGUACUUGUACGAAUAAACGUGGAUAUAUAUGCGAACAUCUGAGUGAGAGACAAUUACAAGAAGAUCACGAAAAGUUAAAAGAGAAUUUUAAAAUGGAAAUCCAAAAACGAGAAAAUUUACAACGGGAAUUAAACACAGAAAAAGAGCUAUCGGCAAACCUCAAGGCACAGUUACAACAAAUCAAGACAAUUGAAGAAAAUCGAAAUCAAGCGUUAAAAAUACAAUCGCAAAACACACAACCAGAACCGCAAUUACAAAAUGGUGAACCGAAAUUAGUGCCAGUGCUAAAGAAUCAGGAGGAAGAAUAUCGUCAAAUAAUUGCACAGAAAGAAUAUAAAAAAAAUUAUAAAUAUUUUGAUCUUAUGUUUCCUAAUAUACAAAAUGCCUAUUUUCUCCCUAAUAUACAAUAAAUUUCACUAUUUUUUCAAUAUUGAACAAUUAAUCAAAUAAACAUUUGAACACUUAAGUGAAA